CUUUCCCUCGGAAAAUAACGAAAUUCUUCAGUUUACACAAAUUGUUAUAUAGCUUUUAUUUAUUUAUUUAUUAUUUUGGUUAUAAUCGAAGUUAAAAUUAGUCUAGAGUCUAAUGAAAAGCAUAUUGCCUAGGUCAAAGUGAAUGACCUACUACUACCUAAUGUGUUUCAUUCUGCUUUUGGUAUCAUAAGUAGCUUUUUUUGUCGCAAGCUCAAAGUUCAAGACACCUGGAAUGCUUCGUUUGCCUAGGUUAUAGAUAGGUUCCAAGAUGCGUCCUGAGAUGUCGUUACAUAUUAAGGUAGGAGCCCCAGUUUCAACAUGAUUAGUUUUUCUGCUGUCUGAUGGUGUGGCGCAGCCUUCGGUUUUUGUGUGUGUGGUGUUGGUGAUGAUAGUAUCCAAGUCAACAAGCGUGGUAGGAUGCAGGAGGAGGGCUCCACGAAAUUCCUGCUGCAAAAGAGUAAUUCUCCCACAUGCAUUGCAUUUAGUCCCAAGGAUCGAUACACUUUCGCCUUUGGAGGAACUGAUGGUGAGAUAGCGAUUUUGAGUGCCCUCCGGGGAGAGUCUGUUCGUACAAUCCAGCUUACAGCUUUAAGUCUUGCUCGGUCUCUUAACUCCUUGACCUUUUCUCCAGAUGGCACAAAGGUCAUUGCCACAGCUGUGUCCCGCAAAGUCAGCAUUAUUGAUGUUGAGAGAGGAGAUCCAGUACUGGCAUAUGACAAUUGUGCCAGUCCUGGUGAAGGUCGCCAGCCUCUUGUGAUGCACCCUGAUAUGCCCUAUCUUGCAGCUUGUGCUACUGUUAAUACAAAAGGAAUUACUCUUAUUGAUCUUCGCAUGCCAUUGCCACUUGAUUUCAUUUAUGAUAUCCAUGAAGACAGUAUCAAUGACAUUUGCUUCUUAGAUGGCUCCUGGCCCUGGGGAUCAGGGAAGAUGGUGCUCGUGUCAGGUUCCUCUGUGGGACAGAUGAAAGUGAACAGUGUGGAUGGACGUCCAUUGUGCUCCUUUACGGCACCUUCGCCUUUAACAUGUAUGGCCCCUUCUCCUGAGGCUUAUAACAAAACAGUAUCUCAGGGAUACCCAAGUGUCAUGAUGGCUAGUACUGGGGAAGGUCUUGUGUGUUGGUGUGUAGGAGAACGACCUUGGAAGUGGGAGAGUCAGCCCGUUAGUCCAAACCGGGUGACUCGAAUGAGGUAUUCACACAGCGGAGGCUUGCUUUACACUGCCCAAGGGAAGAUGAUCACUAGGUAUCGCCGUUAUCCUGACAGACAUCAAAAUGUCGGUCAGGUGUAUAGUCACAACGCUCCCAUCAUGGACCUGGACAUCUCUCCUUACAAUGAAUAUUUGGUUUCUGCGGGACACGACCACUCUAUUGGCCUUCUGCGUCUGGGUUCCCCAAGCCAUGGCUGGACUCAGUACUGUGAGUUUACAUAGAUAUUUCUUAUUCAGCACUGCCAAUAUCAUUCAUGUUUUGUCAUUUCUCCAGGUUUCUGUUGUUGCGGGAGUUCCAGAGUAAUUGUUUUAUUAUGACCUAACUUGGAAAGAUUUAUCAUAUUUUUAAGUUAUAUCGUAAGGGAUACAUUUGUUAGUGUACGAAGACAUGUGAUGGAAGUGGUUUCCAUUCCAGGUGUUGUAUAUAACAUAACUAGUGCAAUAAUAAUAAAUUUUGAGACACUCAAUUUUGGUGUACGUAGUACGUAGUGACAAAGUGAAAUGAUUGUAUCGUAGAUUUGAAGAAUGUUUAUGGUUUUAUUUAGAGUUCACAGAAUAUACAGUAGAUGAUGCUGAAGGACUUGGACAUGUUUAUUUGUAUUUAUUUUUAUAUGAAAAGGCAUGGUGGUAAGUUGUGUUUUAUGAAAACAUAUUUCAUUUUGAAUAGUACGUAGUUACUUCAGGCGGUCUUUUUGCCAUGAGAAAUCUUUCCCUUUCCUGCCUUUGUAGCUUCCUCUUGCUCGUUGUCACGAACUUUUUAUGCAACCUAGGAAUGAGAAUUUUUCCCAAUGUCAUAUAUAAACCAUUUAUUUUACAUGUUUUAUCUGUUACUGGUGGAUGAAAUAGACCAUACCUGAUUAGGAAAAGGAUCAGCAGGCUGUCAUUUGGACGGUACAGGAUAAGGGUGAGCUCUCCCCUCCAUGCAUCAACCCUCCUCCCCCUAACAAAGAAUUAGAAAAAAAAACUGCCAUCUCUGUUUUUAUAGUAAGUCAUCAUUCUUUGGGUAAUCUACCAAUGAUGCAGGUGUCGUAACAUGGGCAUUACUUAUAAUUCAUAAAACCUGUAAAUGUGGUUGUUGAACGUUUUCUGUAAAAGUACAUAACUAAGAGGCACAGUCAUUACUAAUAAUAAUGUGAUGUACACAAUCAGUUUAAAAAUUUCUAUUAUGCAAGAUGAAUGAUUGUUUUUCUGUAGUGACGUGCAAGAGAAGCUCUAAUCACAGAUUCAAUUGUAAAUGCAAUACAGAUUUUAAAUUCAUAAAUAGAGGAUUGUAAAUCCAUUCUCUCUUUCUCUCAAAAGUUUCAUUUAUUUAAAUGUAAAUUUAGCUUGGUUUUUCUUAGAGUUUCAGUGAGCCUUUCAGUUGCAAUGACAUAACAGUCUUUGAUAAGGAUAGGUUAUGUCACCGUUGCACCUAAGUCAUUGUUACUUAACAGUGUGGUUUAGGUACAAUACAGUACAAUAUUAGUAGUAAUAUAAAUAGUAAGGAUGCUUUUUUUAUUUAUAUUUUGUAUACAUUAUCUAUCAUGAUACCGUAUGUUGAUAAGCUUGGUGCCCGAGUUUUCAGACCACAAAUUUUUGUAUUUUAAUAUUUUUCAGCUAUGUGUUUUCAGAAAUUCUAUUUUAAGUCAAGGGCCAAAGGUAUAUCUGUGAAUAAGUUUUGUUUUAUUUUCCCUGGAUAUGAACUUCAAAGCCUUGAUGUUACUUCAGGGGUCAUGCUGUGUCAGUGUUGCAUCCUUUUGCCUUUCAUUAGUGUGAAAAUAUAAGAUCCGCAAUGUAUUGUUAUUUAUAUUUGUUUUGUUGACAUCUGUAUGCAUUACUUACUAACUUUUUGAGGAAAUUGAGAUCCACAUUCAUUGCUUUCCAACUUCAUGAAGUUUUCUUUCAUAGGCCACUUCUUUUAGCAUUUUUGCCCUUUUAAUGGAAGGGGAGUUCAUUGCCAAGCGUCACCAUGUAUGAAUAGUGUGUGGUCUCGAGAGCUUCAUCUCGGCUACAGAUCCCUCGUUUCAGUUGUGUCUAACUCUCAAGAUUGUAAGUUUUAGGCACACUUGUCACUGAGUAAUGCAAGCCUUUUUUUGCAGACGCAGACACUAACCCUUUCCAGAUCUGGUUUAACUUUCUAACGUAGUUACAGAAAAUGCCAGUCCUCUCUCUCUCUCUCUCUCUCUCUCUUUUUUCACUUAGUUAUUUUGCCCAGUGUGAAAUGAUUGGUUGGUGUCUGCCAUACUGAUGUUUCAAUAACAGUCAUCUUUAAGAGAUGCAGAAUUCCACCUAGUCCAGCUAAUGUACUUAUGAUAGAGAUGGAAUUGUAUGUGGUGUGUUGGAAUGCAGUUAAUAUUUCAAAAGAUAUCUUGAUUAUUACGUUAGGUUAUAACAAAUAAGGCAGUUGCUUUUGUCAUUUUUAUACUACUUCAACCUCAAUUUUUAUAAACCUCUAAAACCCUACGGGUAGUUUUUUCAUCUGGCUUGAGACUACUUUCCCCACCAGUGGCAGAUGAAACAGGCACAGAUUGCAGCUUUAUAUUGUUAAGAGACAAAACUUUUGCUGUCGUGUGCUUUUAUCUGUAGUUCCAGCAUUUCAUAUUUAUCAGAAUUUACCAGCAUUGUUAAUCUCUAAAACAAGUCAUUCAUUUCUUCCAUGUCAUCAUCAGUUACCUGAGUUAUUCAUUAUCUUUAUCAUUCAGUAUUUACUCUUUUGUCAUAGUAAAUAGGUAUAUUUUUUCUCUUAACGAAAUUUGGUUUUGUCCACUUCUGGAAUCAUUUUAUGCGAAUUGAUCUCAAAGAAAAACAGGAUUUUGCCGUGAGAAGAGUAGCAAAGCCAUAUGAAAUUUUUAGAGAACUUGCGAUUGUGUGUAGUCCUAAUUUUAGUUAUAAGAAGUAGGCAGUCCCCGGGUUACGACGGGGGUUCCGUUCUUGAGACGCAUCGUAAGCCAGAACAUCGUCAAAAAUUCUAAGAAAACCUUACUUUUAAUGUUUUGGGUGCAUUGAAAACUAUGUAAACUGCAUUCUUAUGGCAUUUUUCAUCAAAAAAACUUCAAAUAUCGAUUAUUUUGCAUUUUUGGUGUCAUAUUUCAUCUGCCAGAUGAGCGUUGUAGGUGUCGUAACCCUGGAACAUGCGUCGUAACCCGGGAAAUAAUGUCUGAUGAAUAUAAUUGAAAAGCGUCGUAACCUCGGAACGUCGUAAGCCGAGACCGUCGUAACCCGGGGACUGCCUUACUUGUUUCUGUUUAGAUUAUGUUAAGGGGUUAAAGGUCCAUGGGGAAUGUAUUUAUAUAAUUUUGCAGUGGGAUGUUGAAGCACCUAUUCAGCUCCAUAGUUAUUCAGAGCUAGAAACAUCUCAGAAUUAUUUAUUUUAAGAAGAACCCAUUUGUCAAUAGAUACAUUCAUAUUUAUGAAAGCCUGACUGCGCUUGAUCCACCAUAAGGAAUGGAAGCACCAGCUAUAAUGCAAAGAAGUAAAACCUCGGUUUGUUUGCAAAUAGUAUGUUAAAGUAUCUUAUAUAAUCUGGUUAAUCUUAAAAGUUACAGAUUCAUCACAGCCUUCCUUGAAGGAGUACGUUUUAUCACUUUUCUUGAUAAGAUUGCAUCAUUAUAUACUAUUUUGUCGUAAUGUACGCUGCAGGUCAUUUUCUUAAGUGAGUGAAUAUAAGUUAGAUUUUAUAGAAGUUUUAUUGGAGGAUAGGCUUGUUUUUUUGUGUGUACCCUUAUCUCAGUUCUUUGCUCUUUUCGCAUUGAAAUUAAGUUCCACUUGCUUUUAGAUUAAUAAGCCGGUGAAGCUAACAGGGUUCAUUAUCCAUAAUUUCAAUCUGAGCACUUUUUAAGUACUGAGCAUUGUAUUGUCCUUUCACUUGUUUAAUGGUUGAUUAUGCAUUUUAUCAUCAUUUGGUGGAUGCUGUGUACAAUUGCUUCACAAUGUAACCUAGUUUAUGCAAUACCUAAGACCAUAUCCUUCAGGCCAGCACCAUUAGAGCUGAUAAUCAUAAGUCAUUGGCCUUAAACUAUUUAGUAAUAAUAAAAAUAAAAAUGCCUUUAUGCGAAUAUUCCCCAUCACAAUGACAGAAAGAUUUGGCAGUUGACAAGGAGGCCGAAUUCACUAAAGCAUUUUGAAACCCAUGGGAUCUUAUAGGAAUUUAGUUGUGCAUUGUAUAUAAGAUACUGUGUAUGUUUUAAGUAAGAGUGAAGUCUUUAGUUGUUAUAAAAAAACUGAAAGGACAAGUAUAAAGUAAUGAUCAUGUAAAUAACAGAUACUUCAGCAUUCUUCCACAUAUUUGUUUAAUUGAGUAAAAAACCCUUCUUGUUUGUUUUUAAAUAUGAUAACCAAACUUUUGAGGGUAAAAAUUUAACUCUAGCUGGUGUACCAUUCAGAGUUAAAAGCAUGGAUUUUUUUUUCAGUAGUGUAGGAUGCCCACCUCGUGUUGUAAGCUUUAUUGUUUUAAUGUGUUGAGUUUCAGUUUUUAUUUUCUAAUUUUGCAGUGAUGCCAGGGAGUACAGAUGGUGAAGGGUUUUUAUAAUGUUUAAAAUCCAUGAUGUAACAUUCAUGAAGUUUCAGUUAUACAUAGGUAUGUUUGUGUAUGUGUGCUUUUUCAGUCACCUGUUCAGAAAGGAAGGAAUGAUUUGGUAGAGGACCAUUUUGUCCAGUGAAUGAUGAUCUCCACAUUGAUUGGUGUCUCUUGACUACUUCUCUUCCCCGGUUUCGAGAAUUGAGUGUAAUUUUGUUUUUCUAGUGUUAUUAUGAUUAACAAACCAUGGUUCAAUCUCCAUGUGUAGCCUUGUAACUCACAAUGAGGUUGCUGUAAAUUUACAAUAAUCAUGGCAUUUAUUUUCUUCAUGUCAUUGAAUGAAUGAUUAACAGUAGGUUUUGAAAAAGGUAUAGUAUAUACAGUAAAUGCUGUUUCAUGGUUUUGUCUGUUUGCAUAUUUCCUUUAGCACAUGUUCCUUACUGAAAUAUGUAGUGAACCCAAGUACAUGCUGAAUUUUUAUUGUUGUUGAGCUUAACAAAACAAGUUUGAAUUGAAAAGCAAGACUUUAUAUGUAUUCAAGAUUCAGAAAUGAGAUUUUGAUAGAAUUUUUUAUGUUGUAUUUACACCCGGGACAUCAAAACCUUGUAAUCAGUUUUUGUUUAUUGAGGUGGAACAUUAAAGUAAUUACAGGUACUAAUUUUUUCUUAACUGAAUAAGAAUUAGUGCCUCCUGAAAACAUUAUUGUUCGAUAAACUCAAGAAUAAAUUCGUUUAGAUGGAUUUUGCUUUGUGUUCAGCAAGAAACUGUAGCAGUUUGUGAUAAUCAGUUUUUCCACAUAUUUUUCUGCAUUCGUCAAUAUUUAAGUACUGACAACUGUAGCACAAUAAUAUUGUUAUUUUACUGGUUGAUGAAUUUUCAUUGAUAAAGUGAGCUUAGUGUUUUUUUCAAUAUUGAAUGUAGGAAGUUUAAUGAAAUGCAUUUGAGGCUAGGGUGAAGUAUUUUGUUUAUUUUCUUUUAUUUUACCCGAAGGAAAGGACUUACAAAAUUAUGUGUUGUAAUCCUGCUCAUUGUAACCACUCACAGUGGCGACUGUAUUUGCUCCCUUGCACUGGAUUAGUUCAUUUUGGAGUACAUUGCACUUUUAUUUAUAUAAUCGUGUAUUUCUUUCAUAUGUAUUGUAAUGCAUGCAGUUUCUAAAGGGAAUUUUUGAAACAUUUCAGUUUAGUAUCUUAAAUGGUUGAAACACAUGUGUACUUUUCAAUUCUUUUGAUAGGAACUGACCUUUUCGGUCCAAAAACAAGCUAGAUACAUUGUGCUGGACUCUUAAUAUGCUAAACCAUGGCUGUAUAAGUGACAUGUAACUUGGAAAGCUCUUAAUAGUAAAUAUUGUUACUUUGUAUGCAAGGGAAGCAUUUUAGUUUGCACUUUUAGUUUCAUGGGAAUAUGACUAUUAUAAGAUUUACACCAUGAUUUAGGAAGUUAGAGCAGUGAUAUAUCAAAAAAGAUCUUUUUAAUUCAAGAUGUAAUUUCUCCAGUCAAGACUUGCCUCUCAACUUUUUCAUUUUUGACUAUAAGAACACCUCUGUUGAUGUACAGAUUAAUUUGACACCAGUCCUUUGUGUUUUAUGGAAGAAGACUUAAAUGUUUUACCUUAAAUGGACAUUGAAAGUUGAAGGCUUACAAGCUUUUUCAAAUGGAAAAAAGAUCUGCAUUCUGAGUUACUUUAUAUCCUUUCUGAAUUCCUAAGUCAUUAGUGGUAAUAGAGAGACAAAGUAUUGGGUAGUUCUCAGAUACUAAGAAAAAAUGGUUAAAAUUUAUUUGCCUUGGUUUGGAAAUGUAAGCAGACUUCUCUUUGCUGCAGUAUUUGUUUGUGAUAUACAUUUAUAUUUUUGAAACACAUGCUUGCAAAGUAUUGUAGUGGCUGGUUUUGUAGAAUAAGUGGUAUGAUAAUUGUAUUUAACCAAGUUUUAAAACAUAAUUAAGUCAUCGUCUCAUUGCAACUUUCAUAAUUACUGUAUGUUAAUACUAUAAAACAGCAGGAUCUGUAAAUACAGAAUAUGAAUAUUCUUGUAUUUUAUGCAGAUAACUGAAUUCCAAGGACUCCUUAGAGGAAAUGGUUUCAGUGCAUUAUGUUUUAAUUUGCAUUUUACUAAAAUAUGGCUUGUUUUAUAUUUUAUAUAUAAAGACUUGCUAAAGCCAAGUUCCAGCGUAAUAUAUGAAAGCACAAGAAACAGAAAAAUAAAUUGAAGGCCUUGAAGAUCAAGAAGAAAGGACAUUUUUACUACCAUUUCAUUGUGUUCAAUACUUUCUGUUUAAAUAAGAAGAUAAUCAUGUUGGGUAAGGGGUGAAACACUGAAAACUUUACAGAGACUAAAAGGAGAAACAGUGAGUUGCAAUGAUAUUUUGAAAUACAUUAUUGGACUUUCCCAGCAAGUUUUUUUUUUAAAGACCAGGGUACCCACACUGGUACUGACUUGUAUUUAUAUCUAAGAAACCUGGAUGAUCCCUCAUGUACUUGUUAUAAAUGAAUUAAGAAACGGUAAUGUUGAAGACCCUGAAACAAAAUUUAGCACAAAACCUUGUUACUUUGGGGAGAUUUAAAUGAUGGCCAUUAUAGAUUAAACAUCUGAUUAUACAGUAUACUACGUACUUUUGUGAAGAAUUGUAUUGUUUCUCUCUCCCUCUAUGUCUUUUAAUGAGCAUGUUCAUUCAAUGUACAUAGGACCAUUCAUUAGUCAAAUAAUCCUAUUUCUUUCACAAGUGGUAUUGAUUAAUGUUAAUGACUAGCUUGAAACUUAGCUAUCUUCUUAUCUGAAGUUUUAACAGUUGCUAUACAGACAGUGGUACGCUCUGUUGUAAUUAAAUGGUGAAGUGUCGAGUCAAACACUAUUAUGAAAUACUGUGGACCAGUGUCCAUGUCCAUAUGUAUAUCCAUAUGUAUACACUUUAAGCAAUUUUGUAUGAGUGUCGAUGUUACAAACCAUUUGAUUUGUUUUGAAUGUUGCUUGUAUGAAUUCAUAAUAGCUUGCUGAAUGAUGGAUUUUAACCAUGCAUGUUUGAGAAGCAGAAAUUGUGGAGUGUCUUGAGCCAAAGAAUGUUAACUGAAGCUGUGGAUCUUCAGUUUUUUACGCAUUGAUACUGUACUGGUGCCUUCACUGAUGUGUUCCGUUUCUUGACCCGAGUGCUUUUAUAAAUGGGAAACUAGAUUUGACAUGCCAUAAAAAUGAUUAAACUACAAUGAGGAGAGGAGAGUGCUGUGGAAAUCACAUAUUUGGAAAAUUCUGCUCCAGAUUUCGUCUCGGGAUGUGUUGCCGCUAUAGUUGUAUUUUGUAAUAGACUUUCAGUUAUGAAAUUGUGUAAUCUACUUAAUAUGCAGGAUUUGUCAAGUUGGGGAUUUAAUUCUGUUUGCAGUAGUAAAUUUCAUGAAACGUCAUAAGGAAGGGGUUUUGCAUUAUAUUUUUUCUUAAGAGCUUAGGGCAGUGGGGACUUAUCAGACAGACUGCUUUUCAAGGGAUAUUAUUUGUCCUCAGUCAUUUCAUCAGAAAACCGGUGUCGUAAAUAUUAGAUUGUUUUAUAAAAAUGAACUUCCUUUACAGAUGUGAUUAUUUUAUUACAGAUAUUUUUUUUUUUUUUUUUUUUUUUUUUACUGUUAGGCUAUAUUUUCCAUUGAGUGUGAUCAGUAUCACACUUCAUUAUGAUGUACGUAUGAUAUAUAUUUUAAAUAUCCAUUUCUAGUGGUCUCUUUUGAUUUCCUUUGGUUAAUAAUUGAUGUAUGUGGAGAAGAAUCUGAUUAUAAGCCGAGGGUUUAGACAUAGUAUACAGUUAGACCAUUCUUUUGUUGAUAAGACAGGUUCAUUUGACAGUUAUAUUUCUAAAUGGAAGUUAGGCAUCUGAUGAUUAAAGAGUUAGUAUAUUUAAUCCAUAUUUAUAGACGUUUUAGUUAUAGAACAGUAGUAGAACCUUGUCCCUAGAUGAUGACAUUAAUGAAUUUCAUGAUAGAAUAAAUUGCACAUAUGUCAAGGGACUGUAGUGUAUAUGCAGAGAUCUUGUUACCAGUUUUGUUUGUUCUUGUAAUAAAGUUAAUGUUUUAGUGACAUUUCAUUUAUGGUGAUUUAAAUUCAAUUCGUAGUAUUAGUUGACAACUUUUGAAAUCUCUGAUCAGCAUUACACAAAAAGCCAUUUAUGCCUUAAAUGAAAGAUUUCCCUUUCAUCUUUUUUUGUUUUUGUUUUAUUGCAGUGUUUGACUGUGACCUUUAUAGUUUCCAUAGAGCAUUUUGCACCUCAGUCCACUGUGUUUUUUAACAUUUCUAAGCCCAUUUUGUUGAUGCAUGAUUUUGAUGAAUAUAUCAUCUCAUUGUAUGUAUAUAUUCAAGACAAAUCAAAUAUACACCAUGGAAAUAAAGUGCAGCAAUAAACAGCUAAAAAAAGGAGCAAGGAAAGAAAGUACUAUGAAUAUUUUGGUUCAUAGUAGUCUUGCCUUUCGGUGAUUAAAGUAUUGCAUUUUUAUGUAGUGCAAAUUUGACUUUGAAUGGUUGUAAAAAGUGAACUAUUCAUGAGCUAACAUUGGAGGUAAAAUUGGUGACUAAUCUCAGUUGGAAUGAGUCAGCCACUGUUUCUCUCCUUCCCAUUUUGCAGCUGAAUGUCUAGUAGAUACCUGUAAAACAUUAUACAGUGCCACACUUUGUAUCAUAAUGAAUUUUUGUAUAACAUCAUAUUUUGUGUCUUGGGUAUUGAUGCCCAUACUUAAUUUAUUAUAGGUGAUCUCAUACUGAAUUAUCUGCUUUGGCCAACCAUAUAAGAGCCAAGAUUUUUAAAUCAGUAGUCUGAUUAAACUUCUUUUUUUUUUCCCAGUUGAAUUGUCAGAUUUUAGGGUUUAAUUUUGUAGUCUGCCUUUCCCGGUGAAGGAGCUUAGAGGAAUUUACAUUUUGAGCUUCCUUGUUCUUGGUAACAAGUUAUAUUUCGAUACAGUUCAUUGUUAUUUUAUUGAUUAAUAUAUUUGUUAGAGGUUUCUCUUCUGGAGUUGAAUUUUGCAUGUAAUAUUAUGACUGGCUACCUACUUGCCUUGACUCUCCCACAGUGUAUUUAUAUCAUUUUAAAUUCCCGAAGCUAGUAAAGUUUGAUGUUAUUUUGACGAUUUACGAAAUGAAUAAAUUACCACAGCAAUGGCAGAUGUCUUUGACAUCAACGAACAAAAUUUGUUUUGCACAGCCUUAAAAUUAACUCCCAUCAUGAGUGAAGUUACCAGAAUGAUUAUGUCAUCAGAUGGAGCUUUUCUCAAGCUCUGAAUAUGUUUCAUAUUAAGUAGCAAAAUUGUUCUCUGUAGCUUCAGAAAGAGUUUUUGUAUUUGCAUUUAGGUUAGUUUGUAUUGAUAAUAAAAGACAGAACUGA
Molecule: messenger RNA, 11050 nt
Organism: Macrobrachium nipponense
Lineage: Eukaryota; Metazoa; Arthropoda; Malacostraca; Decapoda; Palaemonidae
Exons: 9
Coding region: 418-1428 (336 amino acids)
Molecular function (GO): protein binding
Source: RefSeq, a predicted model, not a curated record